Molecule: messenger RNA, 1212 nt
Organism: Fragaria vesca subsp. vesca
Lineage: Eukaryota; Viridiplantae; Streptophyta; Magnoliopsida; Rosales; Rosaceae
Product: probable glutathione S-transferase-like
Exons: 2
Coding region: 118-774 (218 amino acids)
Biological process (GO): glutathione metabolic process
Cellular component (GO): cytoplasm
Molecular function (GO): glutathione transferase activity
Source: RefSeq, a predicted model, not a curated record
AAACCGCUCUCUUUAUGUUUAUAAAUACUCUCACCCACUAACACUGAAUCACCACCAGUGCUUCAUAUCUCGCCCUUUGCAGUUUCACGUAUCAAAGUAGCAUCUCAAAUCACUUAAAUGGCGGAUGAGGUUGUCUUGUUGGACUUCUGGCCUAGCCCAUUUGGGAUGAGGCUGAGGAUCGCUCUGGCCGAGAAAGGCGUCAAGUACGAGUACAAGGACGAGGACCUGAGGAACAAGAGCCCGCUGUUGCUUCAGUCGAACCCGGUUCACAAGAAGAUCCCGGUUCUCAUUCACAACGGCAAACCUGUCUGCGAGUCUGUCAUUGCUCUUCAGUACAUUGACGAGGUCUGGACUAACAAGCCACUAUUGCCCUCCGACCCUUACCUCAGAUCCCAGGCCAGGUUCUGGGCCGACUUUGUGGACAAGAAGAUAUAUGAUAUCGGUAGGAAGACAUGGACAACGAAAGGAGAUGAGCAGGAGGCAGCAAAGAAGGAAUUCAUCGACUGCAUUAAGUUGCUAGAAGUGGAGCUUGGGGACAAGCCUUUCUUUGGCGGUGAGACCCUCGGAUUUGUGGACGUGACGCUCGUUCCUUUCUAUUCCUGGUUCUCUGUGUAUGAGAAAUACGGCAACUUCAGCAUUGCGCCAGAGUGCCCAAAGUUCAUGGCUUGGGUUAAGAGGUGUAUGGAGAAGGAGAGUGUGUCAAAGUCUCUUCCUGACCAGGACAAGGUCUGUGGCUUUGUUGCCGAGAUGAGGAAGAAGCUUGGAGUUGAGUAGAUGUGAUCAAUGUCAGUUUGAUCAUGUCUUUGUUUUAGUUCCAAGAUUCAACCUUGUUUUGGGUUGCUUGUAUUGUAUUUUCAAUAAAUGGGGAACUUGACCAAGCCCUCCAUAGUAGGAAGCACUCUUUUGUGCCCCUGGUCCUGUUUUUCUUUGUUAGUUCUAUUGCAGUUAAAUCAUGGAAUUGUUGUUUACUUUAUAGCAAGGGCUUAAAUAUACUUUAAUCAGUUUCUUAUUCCAAGUGGAAUUCAUCCUUGAGCAUUAGUAUUUUCUUGUGAUUAGCUUGAUAGCAUUCCAGUGUCAUAUGAGAUCACUAUUAUCAGUAAAACUUCCAAAAGUUUCCCAGCUUUUAAAUAUUUUAGAAAAUUUCAUGUGGUAGUUCAGAACAAACCUCUGUUUAUAUAGUCUACUAGUGAACAUUUACAUAUAACAGCCAAA